AUGUCCAUAUCAUUACUGUUUCAUCAGGUUUUAGAUCUACAGCAGAAGGUCGAAAAUAUCACUGUCUACGUUCCUAAGCUGGAUAGAUAUGCUAGUCUUUCGGAAAUCUGCUACAAGCCACUGGAUCCCGAUUUCUCGGCAUGUGCUCUCUUCAGCCCAUUGGAAUACCUCCAGACUGACGCAUCCAAGCUCGCUUCUAAGGUAGGAAUCUUUCAAUGUUUCUGUCGCAAGCUCAGUGACGAUCAUUUUCAGGCUGAGGCCGUAAUUAUUACGUUGAUGACCAAGAAUUUUCUCGACCACGAUUCUGACCUGGCAGCAGUUACAUUUGCCUGGGAGGCUGCCUUCAUUGAACUUGUACGUCAAUGGAAACUGGAGCAUCUCAAAGUCAUUGUCAGUUUCAAGGCUGAGCGCUCGGUUGAGGAUGAAAUCGAUCGACAGUCGCAUUCGGAUAUCUCAACAGUCCUCAUCAGCUACGUUGUCAUGUUCGCUUACGUUAGCGUCUCGCUAGGAAGCUACCAUAGCUGGCGGACAAUUAUGGUAAGUAUUAGCGUAUCUUGA
This is a messenger RNA of Dibothriocephalus latus, 558 nucleotides long. The record is from the annotation of a GenBank genome assembly. Lineage: Eukaryota; Metazoa; Platyhelminthes; Cestoda; Diphyllobothriidea; Diphyllobothriidae.